Messenger RNA from Heteronotia binoei (common prickly gecko), 1572 nucleotides. RefSeq names its product leucine rich repeat containing 71 (gene LRRC71). The transcript is spliced from 15 exons. The coding region runs from base 1 to 1572 and encodes 523 amino acids. Gene Ontology annotation, molecular function: protein binding. Lineage: Eukaryota; Metazoa; Chordata; Lepidosauria; Squamata; Gekkonidae. The record is from RefSeq and is a predicted model, not a curated record.
AUGGGGAAGAAGGGCGAGCGCGGCGGCAAGGACAAGACGGCCGCCGCCUUGGAGGAGGAGGCCCGCAACGCCGCCCGCCGCGCCGAGCACGGAGAGGAGGAGUACCAGUGCUGCGGCAUCCUGGAGCAGGACUUCGCCGAGCUGUGCGCCCGCGCCGGCUUCCAGGAGAUCCCCCGCGUGGUCCUCCGGCCCCACCCCCCCGCCGCCCCCGCCCCCCCCGCCGCACCAGAGGAGCUGGACCUGCUUGCGGAGAAGGAGGGGCAGAACAUCCUGGCCCAGAUCCAGGGCAAGUACGCCUACUUCCGUCCCACCAUCCAGGUGGAGCUGGAGCACGACGACCCCAAGACCACCCGCGAUAUCUUCAUCCGCAGCUGGAGACUGGAAGGCAAAAUGCUGGGCGUCUUGGCGGAGUGCUUGCCGGCCCUCUCCAGCCUCCAGGCCAUCCGCCUCUGGAAGGUGGGCCUGACAGACCUGACCUUGCUCUCCUUGAUCUCCAUCCUGCCAACCUGCCCCAACCUCAAGGUGCUGUCCUUGGAAGGGAACCCACUGCCAGAGCGGUCUUUCCACAAGCUGAUUGGUGAAGACAGCACCUUGGCCCAUGUCUCCCUGCGCAACAACGACAUUGACGACGAGGCGGCUACCCUGAUAGGGCAAGCGCUCUCGUCCCUCCGGAGCUCCAACAAGAGCUUGGCCUCCAUCAACCUCAGCUACAACCGCAUCACCGACACCGGAGCUGCUUCCCUGGCAAACGGCUUGCGCCUCAACCGCUCCCUGCUGUCGCUGUCCUUGUCGCACAACCACAUUGGAGACGAAGGAGCCAUAAAGCUGGCAGAGAUUCUCGCUCCUUUUGCGCUCACUCACACCGAGGUUGUGGAGAGGAGGAGGCUUCUACUGGAGAAGGAGUGCCAGGAGCGAUGCCGGAUGCCCCAAAGGCAAUCGGAUGUCAAGACCGACCGUCCAUCCAGCCACCUGAGCAACACGACGCUGGACAAGCUGCAGCCCGCCAAGGCCAGCAAAGUCACCACCAAGAAGAAAGAACCCGCCAAGAAGGAGGAGAAGGGGCAGGCGAGUGGCGGGGCAGCCGCCCAGGCUGGGGGAGCUGCCCAGGCCAAGAAGGAGGAGGUCAAGCUAGCCAAGAAAGCCAUUUCUGCCCUGGAGCAGAAAGCAGCUCGCGGCAAAGGGGCAAGAUCCGGCAACAGAGACAAACGAUCCCAAGUCCUGGAAGUGGAGGCAAUGGAGCCCACGGAGAUGGUGAACCCGCUCCUGGAGCAAGCCGAACACCGAGACGGGAAGGUGUUCUUGCCCGGGAACCGCAUCCUGAUCUACUUGAACCUCAUUCGGAACCAAAUCACCGAGCGGGGGCUGAAGGCCUUCCUGACGGCCGUGGAGCAUCAGGCGCUCAAGGGGCCCAGCCCAGGAAAGGGGCCGACGGGACUCAUGCGCCUCUCGCUGGGGAAGAACAACUUUCCCUCAGAGAGCAAGACCUUUGCGCGGAUCCAGGAGCUGAUGAUGCCUCGUGACCCCAUUCCGAAGACAUCCAAGGCCGGCGAAGACGACUCCACCACUGCCUAG